AUGAUUCCGUUCCUACUAUCAAGUCUGAAAGAUAAUCUGCUCGAGUCUAGUUUUCCUGCUCAUCAUGCGUUCAACUAUCAUCUUGUCUCUCCUCUAUGUGGCAGGGCUUGGCGUAGCCAUUCCUGCUCCACAGAUAUUCAACCCUAGAUGCAUAGAGGAAGGCGACCCCUGUGGCGUCGACAAUCAACGCUGUUGCGAUCAUCUUUUCUGCGAUUUGCGAGACGGGCGGAACGGCAUAUGCCGGGACCGUGACCGUGACCAUGAUCGAGACCACGACCACGACCAUGAGGACCAUGACCGUGACCGUGACCAUGACCGUGACCAUGAGGACCAUGACCAUGAGGACCAUGACCACGAGGACCAUGACCAUGAUAAGGACCGGGACCAUGACCACGACCACGACCACGACAAGGACCCGGAUCAUGACCACGACCAUGAUCACGACCAUGAUCACGACCACGACCAUGACCGGGACCGGGACCGGGACCAUGAGGACCACGACCAUGAGGGCCACGACCAUGAUAAGGGCCGGGAUCAUGACCACGACCAUGACCACGACCGUGACCAUGAGGACCACGACCAUGACCGUGACCAUGAGGACCAUGAGGACCAUGACCACGACCACGACCGUGACCAUGAUCAUGACCGGGAUCAUGACCGGGAUCAUGACCGGGAUCAUGACCGGGAUCAUGAGGACCAUGACCACGACCAUGAUCGAGACCAUGAGAAAGACCAUGACAAGGACCAUGACAAGGACCAUGACAAGGACCAUGACAAGGACCAUGACAAGGACCAUGACAAGGACCAUGACAAGGACCGUGGUAAGGACCAUAAGUAAAACCAGAAAAGCUCUCUUGGAGCUUCCGGGCUAUGUGGUCUCUCGGACAGAAAACGUUGGCGUGGGAAGGAAUACUGCAAUUCAAGCAUUUUUCAAUAUCAAGAUCACGCCGGUAUCGACAACUUUUCUUUAGGCAGCGUCUUUGAAUUAUCAACAUAAAGCUUAGAGGAGCUUGGUCACUUCUAUCUUCUGUUUCGCGGUCAUGUAUCAAUAUUAACUACUUUCUCUCGCCAAUUGUUUUUGCCUUUGGACAAUUAAUAAUACUUUAUCAUCUUAAUGGAUAGAA
Molecule: messenger RNA, 1124 nt
Organism: Talaromyces proteolyticus
Lineage: Eukaryota; Fungi; Ascomycota; Eurotiomycetes; Eurotiales; Trichocomaceae
Exons: 2
Coding region: 65-838 (257 amino acids)
Source: RefSeq, a predicted model, not a curated record